AACGUCAGGCCCCAGUUCUGCCCACUCCCAGGGCGUCUGCAUUUUCUUCUCUGUGGGUGUCUCGCGUACUCCCCCAAAAUUUCUCCCCCUCCUGUGCCCUCUUCGCCCCCCUCUUUUGGGGGCCCUGUGACCCUGAAUGUGGGGGGCACACUCUAUUCCACCACUUUGGAGACCCUGACUCGCUUCCCAGACUCCAUGCUGGGGGCCAUGUUUAGGGCCGGCACCCCCAUCCCCCCCAGCCUCAACUCCCAGGGAGGCGGCCACUACUUCAUCGACAGAGAUGGCAAGGCCUUCCGGCACAUCCUCAAUUUUCUGCGGCUGGGCCGCCUGGACCUGCCCCGUGGGUAUGGGGAGACGGCCCUUCUCAGGGCAGAGGCGGACUUCUACCAGAUCCAGCCCCUCCUGGAUGCCCUGCGGGACCUGGAGGCCUCUCGGGGGAGCCCGGUGCCCACAGCCGCCCUGCUCCAUGCAGAUGUCGACGCCAGCCCCCGCCGGGUGCACUUCUCCGCUCGCCGGGGCCCGCACCACUAUGAGCUGAGCUCUGCGCAGGUGGAUACCUUCCGGGCCAACAUCUUCUGCACAGACCCCGAGUGCCUGGGCGCCAUGCGGGCCCGAUUUGGGGUGGCCGGUGAGGACAGGGCAGAGGGAGGCCCGCACUUUCGCCUGGAGUGGGCCCCCUGUCCCGCAGAGCUCCCCGAGGCGGAGUAUAGGAGGCUGGGGCUACAGCCCCUGUGGACUGGAGGGCCCGGAGAGCUACGGGAGGUGGUGGGCGUGCCCGGCUUCCUGGAGGAGGUGCUGCGGGUGGCUCUGGAACACGGCUUCCGUCUAGACUCCGUCUUCCCCGACCCCGAAGACCUGCUCAACUCCCGAUCUCUGCGCUUCGUGCGACACUGAGAACGCAGCCCUCCCUGGGGAGGGGACAGAACGGACAGCAAAGGGAAUGAAAGCUCCCCUCCCCCGCCCCGGCCCCCCGAAGCCUCUUCUUAGCUCUGCCUCUGGAGCUGUGAGGGUCAGGGCUGCACCUGACUGGAGCCCAGAUGUGGGCAGGAACUCCGGAACCUGAGCCCGCUGGGGUGCACAAGCCACAUGAAGGGGCUGGCUCGGUGCUAAUCCAGGCAGGGGAGGAAGUGUCCCCGGCUUGUUCUUGCCUGGGGCUGGGGGCCUCCAGGGCCUCCUUGUUGGAGCUCGGUGUUCAAGGGUCUAGAGAAGUAGGGACACCUCUCUGCCCAGGCAAGGCCCCGCAGAACGUGGGGGGGACACUGACGUGUGGGAGAAAGGGGGACUUCGAGUUGCUCUGACGUGGUCUCCUGGACCGUGGCCUCUGCAGCUGGAGGGCCUGGCCCGGCCUGACUGAAGACAGGCCAGAACAUUCUAGAAUAUGGGAAGGGGGCUCCUUUGCUCUGUCUCCAGGCACCUACUGAGGGAGACAGGAAGGCCACACCCCUGGCCCAAGGGAGCGAGGAGAAUCCCCAUUCACUCUGUGGCCGGAGCCCCGUGUUCCGGAGCCACGUUUGUAAAGAACCCUCUAUUGAUGGUGGAGCUGGCCUUUGGGAAGAGGGUGGCAUCUUCUUGGCCUUGGCCUUCCUCCCUUCA
Messenger RNA from Hyaena hyaena (striped hyena), 1593 nucleotides. RefSeq names its product potassium channel tetramerization domain containing 11 (gene KCTD11). The record is from RefSeq and is a predicted model, not a curated record. Bases 196 to 894 code for a protein of 232 amino acids. Gene Ontology annotation, biological process: protein homooligomerization; positive regulation of neuron differentiation. The transcript has a single exon. NCBI's taxonomy places the organism in Eukaryota, Metazoa, Chordata, Mammalia, Carnivora, Hyaenidae.